AUGGAAGGCACCGGCUGGCUGGCCGUUUGGCACACCUAUCGGCUGCCCUUGCUGGUUACGCUGGCUGCUCUCCUCGUCUUCCAUGCCUAUCGCAGAGCCCAGUCCCGAUCCAAGACCCCCGCGUCGGUGUCCGUCCCAUCGUCGCCCCGGAGCCAGUCGCCGUACAAGGAGAAGAUCCAACCUGAGACGGCCCGUUCUGAGAAGCCCGUCAAGCCAGCAACGGGCCCCAAACGCGUGCAAGGGAAGAAACCCGCGAAGACGGUUGGCGGGCGUGGCGGAUCAGACCAGGACAAUCACCCCGUGUCGUUCAUUCAGCCUAUUAUCUUCUACGCCUCGUUGACAACCACAACUGAGCGAUAUGCACAUAUGCUGCUAGAGGAUCUCCGGGCUGCGGCGCAAGAACGAGCAGACCCCCAAAACCGCGAGCGUGGCAUCCUGCCUCCCCAGAUCCAGGACCUGGCCUACAUCGACUUUGACGAUUUUUUCACCUCGGCUCCCCAGCCGCCAGCUUCUUCGCCCGGCGUCCGCUACGUCUACUGCAUCCUGAUCCCUACCUAUAACAUUGACACCGUCAUCAACCUCUUCCUGACUCACUUGGACGAAACCCACAACGAUUUCCGCAUUGACACCGGCUCACUGUCCAAGCUCGCGGGCUAUUCGGUGUUUGGAUUUGGAGAUAAAGAGGAAUGGCCAACCGAGGAAGAAGGCUUCUGCUCGCAAGCCAAAGAGAUCGACCGAUGGAUGGCCAAGCUCACCGGGCGCAAGCGUGCAUAUCCUCUGGGAAUGGGAGAUGUGAAGAGUGACGCGGAGCAAGCGCUGAAAGAGUGGUCUCGCGGACUGAAGGACAUUCUGUGUGACAUACUGGAGAACGGCGGGCUCGGUGAGGGUGUCCCUGGCAGUGGAGAUCCCGCGGAAAGUGAUGAGGAGGAUCUCGAUAAUGGCAAUGAGGAUCAACAAAAAACUCAGACUAUGGUGGAUCUGGAGGACAUCCGGAUGGGCGGUGAUGCCCAGGGAGGACCUAUCCCUGUUGAUUUCACCACGGCUGGCAAGUCAGUUGCACCGGCAGCGACUGCCAAGGAGAUGGUUCCAAAGACAUCGCCAACAUACGCUUCGCUCACGAAGCAGGGUUAUACUAUUGUGGGGUCCCAUUCUGGUGUCAAGAUCUGCCGUUGGACCAAGUCGGCGUUGCGGGGACGGGGGUCGUGCUACAAGUUUUCUUUCUAUGGCAUCCGAUCCCAUUUGUGCAUGGAAGCGACACCGUCGCUGUCAUGCAGCAACAAAUGCAUUUUCUGCUGGCGCCACGGCACGAACCCGGUGGGGACCACCUGGCGUUGGCAAGUGGACAAGCCCGAUCUAAUCUUCAAGGGCAUCAAGGAAGGCCACUACCAAAAGAUCAAGAUGAUGCGUGGUGUGCCCGGGGUGCGUGCCGAGCGGUUCGCAGAGGCGAUGCGCAUUCGACACUGCGCCCUCAGUCUUGUCGGCGAGCCCAUCUUCUAUCCUCACAUCAACGAAUUCCUGGACAUGCUACACGCCGAGCGCAUCUCCAGUUUUCUAGUGUGCAACGCGCAGCAUCCCGAUCAGCUCCAGACGCUGACCCGAGUUACGCAACUUUACGUCUCCAUCGACGCUAGCAACCGUGAAAGCCUGCGCAAGAUCGAUCGGCCGCUGCACCGUGACUUUUGGGAGCGGUUCCAGCGCUGUCUGGACAUUCUCCGAGAAAAGCGAUAUGCCCAACGCACGGUGUUCCGACUGACCUUGGUCAAGGGAUUCAACGUGGAUGACGAAGUGAUAGGGUACGCCAACCUAGUUGAAAAGGCCCUGCCAUGUUUCGUCGAGGUCAAGGGUGUCACGUUCUGUGGAACCAGCACAAGCGCCGGUGCCGGUCUGACCAUGCAGAAUGUCCCAUUCUAUGAAGAAGUCUCGACCUUUGUUGUUGCACUGAACGCGGAGCUGGAGCGCCGUGGUCUGCACUACGGGAUUGCAGCCGAGCACGCGCACAGCUGCUGCGCACUGAUUGCCUCGAACCGCUUCCAUGUCGACGGGAAAUGGCACACUCGGAUCAACUACGAACGCUUCUUCGAGCUUCUGGAGAAGGAGAAGGCGGAUGGCAUCUCUUUCACUCCGGAGGAUUACAUGCGCGAGACGGAAGAGUGGGCGUACUGGGGCAAAGGCGGGUUCGAUCCGAACGAUCAGCGCGUCUACACAAAGGGCAAGAACAAGAACAAGCACAAGGCUAUUGAGGCGGCAUCCACGUCCUGA
Penicillium riverlandense is the source of this 2259-nucleotide messenger RNA. Its product is annotated as flavodoxin and radical SAM domain protein. The record is from RefSeq and is a predicted model, not a curated record. The transcript has a single exon. Lineage: Eukaryota; Fungi; Ascomycota; Eurotiomycetes; Eurotiales; Aspergillaceae. Gene Ontology annotation, molecular function: 4 iron, 4 sulfur cluster binding; FMN binding; catalytic activity. The coding region runs from base 1 to 2259 and encodes 752 amino acids. Gene Ontology annotation, biological process: wybutosine biosynthetic process.